Messenger RNA from Seminavis robusta, 1179 nucleotides. The record is from the annotation of a GenBank genome assembly. NCBI's taxonomy places the organism in Eukaryota, Bacillariophyta, Bacillariophyceae, Naviculales, Naviculaceae.
UUGCAAUCCAAGGAUCUUUCUCAAAAUCUCGUGGUCUCACAUCAUCUGCUUCUUCUUCUUCUUCUUAUACAAUCCUCAAAUCCAUCACCAUGUCGGCAACUCCGCUGCUAACAGAUCAAAUGCGCGCUGCAACCAAAAGCGAUCAUGACAAGUCUGAUAAACUCGUCAAUCUGAAACUGGCGCUGGUUCUCACUUCCCCUGCUCUCUAUGGGGAGGCUUUGGGUCUCUUCCUUCCGGUUUUCGAGACAAUGGAGAGCAUCAUUGAUCGCAACUCCAAGCACCCACAGAUUGGUAAGCUGCAUCCCAUGAUGGAUAUUCUCCGUCGAACCCCUGGCUUCCGUUCCGAUUUGGAAUACUAUCUCCCUGGGGAUCGCCGUCAAGAAUUAGAAAAGGCGUGGAAAAAUGGUGAAAACGCCGUGAUCAAAGAAUACGUGGAACACCUGGAGAAACUCGAAAAGGAGGAUCCUGUGCGAGUAUUGGCGUACGCCUAUCACUUGAAUGGAGGCGUAUUGGCAGGGGGGCAAAUAAUUUCCCGAAUGGUGCGAAAAGCAAUGGGCCUCCCCAACAAUCAAGAAGAGGGAGUAAUGGUCUUCAAAGUCAAGGAUGAAGCAAGCAUGAGCAAUAAGGGGGUGUUCCAAAAGGUCAAGUCUAUCUUCAACGAGGAACUCGAGUUAUCUGCAGAAUCAAAGCAAGCGCUGAUUCAAGAAGGUAAAGAGGUAUUCAGACUCAAUAAUGCGCUUGUGUCAACGGUGAAAGGCACCCAGGCGUGGGACCAAGCCGCCGAUGCCUUCACGAAAAAGAUCUUGCUGAUCUGUUGCGUCAUUCUUGCUUGCUACUUUGCCUGGCAUGUCUUUGCGCUUGGUUCAGGAGGAAUCCUCCAGCAUGGAUACUAGCUAGCUAAAUCAUUGGACUGACUGAAUAGUAAGGAACUAUAGUUAUUAUAGUACCAAAGGCUCCCGUUUACUCUAGCUACCAUAGACAAAAUUGGACUUCCCAAGCAAACCGAGACAGAACCUACAAAACAAGCAAUAGUGACAAAUUGAGUCAGUGAACAACAUCAUAUGAAUGCAACUUCACGAUGAACAGGAGCUGUUCUGCCAACUAUCCAUCCGUAAUGAUUUCACUCUUCAAGCACAGUUGUGUCAGAGAAUGUAGAUAAAAUAAAAAAAUCAUCGUCAU